This is a messenger RNA of Helianthus annuus (common sunflower), 417 nucleotides long. RefSeq lists its product as uncharacterized. The record is from RefSeq and is a predicted model, not a curated record. The transcript has 2 exons. NCBI's taxonomy places the organism in Eukaryota, Viridiplantae, Streptophyta, Magnoliopsida, Asterales, Asteraceae. Bases 1 to 417 code for a protein of 138 amino acids.
AUGGAAGCUGAAAAGGCAAAAGCUGAAGAAAAACCGACACAGAAGGUCGAGAUUGAUGAAAGUGAAGCUAUGAUAAAAGUUGAGACAGAACCAAAUGUGAUUGAGAAGGUGAUGGAGAAAAUUGUUGAAGUGGAUAAAAUUGUUGAAGUGGAGAGAAUAGUUGAAAAUAUUAUUGAAGUUGAAAAAAUCGUCGAUGUUGAUAAGAUAGUUGAAGUUGAAAAAAUCGUCGAAGUAGAGUUUGUGCAGGCAGAAGCAGCCAGGGUUCGAUUCCUGAAUACUUUCCGCAUAAAGCCUGAGCAGAGUUUGAAUCAGUUUUCGAUCUUAGAACGAGAGCUAUGUCAGAUUGCGAUCCCGGAACAACUUAAGGGGGAGUCUGCUUGCAAAGGGGAGUCUGAAGGCAGUAAAGCCAGUUUCUAA